Colletotrichum scovillei is the source of this 1741-nucleotide messenger RNA. RefSeq names its product Ras family protein. Gene Ontology annotation, biological process: small GTPase-mediated signal transduction. Gene Ontology annotation, molecular function: GTPase activity; GTP binding. NCBI's taxonomy places the organism in Eukaryota, Fungi, Ascomycota, Sordariomycetes, Glomerellales, Glomerellaceae. The record is from RefSeq and is a predicted model, not a curated record. The transcript is spliced from 3 exons. The coding region runs from base 491 to 1351 and encodes 286 amino acids.
UCCACCUCGCACACAAACCCACCCCCAUACAAUACACCAUCCCAAGCCAGACCAAGCACCUUUCCAACAUUCCUCAACUUCAAAACGCCGCAACGUGCCAACGUCUCUUCCCCGUAUUGCAUGCCUCGCACUUAACCAUAUCUCAACGGCAUUCGACUGAACACGGCAAGCAGCUGAAGACGAAGCGAGGAGGCUCGUUUGAGGGAGAAGCGGCGAUAUCAAUAUCGGCAGUAUUCCUCCACCGCAACAAGAAACAAGCAGCAUACACACACAACCCGGGAAACAUCGCAUAAAAGCACAAACCACUCAAGUCUCCCCAACAACCCCCCCUUCCACCCCCAGACGAGCGCACGCACCGGCCCCCGGUAUCUAUCUUAACCCAUCAUCACAUCAACCCAUCUCGCAAACACGCACGAGGGGUCACGCCGCGGAACGACCUCCCUCGUCAUCGCAUCACAGCAUCUCAAACACAGCUCGAGCCUGCCGCAUUAUGGCGUCCUCAUACCAAUACCGCAACUCAUACCACAACUCGUCUCAGAACAUUAGCGAAAAGUACGACGACGGCCGCCCGGCCACUUCCCGCCGCAACACGCGCCUUAGGAGUAGCGACGGCACCGUCAGCACCACAAUGAGCUCUUCAACAGGCCGCGAGAGCGCCGCAACCCACGUCACCGAAGGUCCUGCCUAUUCCAAGAAGAUUGUCGUCGUCGGCGACGGCGGCUGCGGAAAGACAUGUCUCCUCAUCAGUUACAGCCAAGGCUACUUUCCAGAGAAAUACGUCCCCACUGUAUUCGAGAACUACAUCACCUACCCAACGCACCCACCGUCCGGCAAGACGGUGGAAUUGGCGCUAUGGGACACGGCCGGCCAGGAGGAAUAUGACCGACUGCGACCGCUCUCUUACCCCGAGACCGACUUGAUCUUUGUGUGUUUUGCGAUUGACUGCCCAAACUCGCUUGAAAACGUCAUGGACAAGUGGUAUCCCGAAGUCCUCCACUUCUGCCCCUACACUCCUCUAGUUCUCGUGGGCCUCAAGUCCGAUCUCCGCUUCAAGAAAACGUGCAUCGACAUGCUCAAGACACAAGGCCUCACGCCCGUGACCCAGGAGCAAGGCCGUGCUGUUGCUCGCAAGAUGGGCGCCCAGUACGUUGAGUGCAGCAGCAAGGAGAUGACUGGUGUGGACGAGAUCUUUGAACAGGCCAUCCUGACGGUCGUCGCCAAUGAUCGGAAAAACCAGGAAGCCCAAGCUGCCGCCUCCCCGUCAACACCCAGUGGUCCGCCUGGAAGCAGUGCAGGUUUCCCUGGCGUCGCUCUUAAGAAGAAGAAGAAGAGGAAUUGCAAGAUCCUGUGAAACUCCUACUGAGGACCUCGGGGUUGUAACGAAGAGGCAAUGGACACCGGCGGAGGGCGUAAUGAAUGACUUUUUGUUUUAUCUGCAUGAUCUCGUCACGACCUGCUACUAUUACGAUCUGGAGAAAGCAUGCGCCACCAUUAGCGAAGGGGGGGCGUCUCCUGCUCUAGGGCUGGAUGAACUCUAGACCGGAGACGAAGUUUUCCCUCCACCAGGGAUGUUGGGAGAGAGAAUCUCUUCUUGUUGUUUGAUGAAGAAGAACGAAUGGUAUAUAAGUGGGAAACGAAACAAAGGGAGUGGGAGGGAAAGUGAGUGGUUUUCUCAUCCGAGUCCCUAGACUCAUCCAUACCCUUUAUUGUUUACGCCAAACAAACACACACACACACACAC